AUGGCUGCACCCCAGCGCGAAGGGAGUCUCGACCUCCCUCACCUUACCACCACCGCCACACAGCCUGAUCCUACGCUCUCUUUACCGCCUCUACCUACAACCAAACCUAUCCAACCCUCAUCCACGACCCCCGUUCCACUCCACCGCCUGCACUCUAGUUACCUAACCCUAUACCGACCACUCACCUCCGUGAAAGACCGCUGUAUUCUUGCUGCAGCUAUCAUUCUCGCUCUCGCUGCGGGGGCGCCCCUCCCCAUCAUCGGUGUCAUCUUCGGAAAGAUAAUUAAUUCAUUCCCUCCCACCGCGGAUGAGAUUAACACACGUAUUGGCCAGCUGCUCGGCGUGGCGGUGGCGUAUUUCUUCAUAACAUGGGGGUGGGCGACGGCCUGGGGUAUGAUCGGGGAGCGUGUCGCUAGAGGACUACGGGUGCGGCUAUUACAGAGAGCUGUUGGAAUGGAGGUUGGAUGGUGGGAUAGUGAAUCUCUAGAUAUCGCGCAUCGCCUUACGGCCGACACGCAAACCAUCCAACUCGGCACUUCCGAAAAAGUUGGUCUCUUCCUUCAAUCCGUUGCCUACUUUCUCGCGGCAUUUAUCACCGGUUUUAUUCUCAAUGCUCGCCUUACGGGAAUCCUUUUUGUCGGCGUUGUUCCUGCAAUGUUUUUGGUCGUCUAUGGCGGUUCUAAGAUCGUUUCAAAAUAUGCAAAGCGAGCUGUCGAUUACUCGGAGAAAGCUACAUCUGUCGCAGAGGGCGCAAUUACCGCAGUACAGGUAGUGCAGGCUUUUGGGGCAGCUAAUUUACUGGCCGGAAAGCACUGGGAAUUGAUGGGGCCUGCGGUAGCUUGUGGUGUUCGAAGGGCUGUCGCGGGUGCAGCGAUGCUAGCGUUGGUUUUCUUUGUUGCCUACUCCGCCAACGCUCUCGCGUUCUGGGAAGGUUCCCGUCAGAUAGUAAAGGGUCUCUUUAAGGGUAGCGAAGGAGCUGGGACUAUCUAUACUGUUGUUUUCCUUAUUCUUGACGCCUCCUUCGUUGUAGGCUCUUUUGGGCCGUUCCUGCAAACAUUUGCACUCGCGGCCGCGGCCGGGGAAAAGAUUAUUGCAUUACUUGAUAGCCCGGAGACGGGGAUCAAUGUUUAUUCUAACGUUGGAGAUCCCAUGCCGACACCGCCGGAAGCCAAUGAUAUCACACUGGAGAAUGUAACCUUCCGGUACCCGACUAGGGAUGUGGAGGUUGUGAAGAACGUCAGCAUGACCUUUCCUGCGGGGAAACUCACUGCAGUUGUGGGCGCCAGUGGCAGCGGAAAGAGUACGGUUGCGGCGCUAUUGAUGCGAUUCUACGAUCCCGUCUCUGGGCGCGUUCUUAUCGGCGGUCGUGAUCUGAAGGAUUUGAACCUACGAGACUACCGCCGCCACCUGGCACUCGUUGAUCAAGAACCUGUCCUCUUCGCCGGAACUAUCAUGGAAAACAUCCAGCACGGUCUACUACACAAAGGAGAUAUGUCUCUGGAAACAAAAGAGCAAUUGUGCUUACAGGCCGCGAAGAAUGCAAACGCACACGACUUCAUCAGCGCGCUCCCAGAGGGGUUUAACACCAAGAUCGGCGGCAGCGGCGCUACACAGCUCUCCGGAGGACAGAGACAGAGAGUUGCGCUAGCUCGAGCUCUCGUGGCUGAACCUGAGGUGCUGGUACUUGAUGAGCCGACUAGUGCCCUUGAUGCGAGCAGUGAGGCGGUUGUUCAAGAUGCACUUGAGCGAGCUCGUGAAGGAAGUGGAAGAACGAUGGUAAUGAUUGCGCAUAGACUUGCGACAGUGAGAGGGGCAGACAAAAUUGUUGUCAUGUCUUUUGGAACUGUUAUUGAGGAGGGUACACAUGAGGAGCUCGUGUCCCGGAAGGGCGCAUACUAUGAGCUAGUGAAGGCGCAGAGACUUUUAGGUGGGAACAGUUCGGCCAGUAGUCUCAGCUCGGCCAAAACCAGAGUCGAAGAAGAUCCAGAACGUGUCGGCGAGAAAGGAGACUUCGAGGCUACAAAAGAAGAAGUUGCUUCGGACGAUGAUACUCCCAUCUCUUACUCCUCUAAACAACUUCUGAAACGCUGUCUAUUGAUCAGUAAGCCCGACUGGCCCAUCGUAGCUUUGGGUCUUUGCGCAAGUUUAGUAACUGGUGCUAUCAUUCUUGGGGAAUCUAUCGUCUUCGGAAACCUCAUCCACAUCCUGAACUCAAAGUCUGAGGGAACUAUGCAGUCCCGUGCUGACUUUUUCUCGCUGAUCUUUUUUAUCCUUGCCCUUAUCGCUUUGUGCGCCUAUACCAUCUCUGGAACUGCCUUCGGUAUUGUUUCUGAGCGUCUCAUUCGCCGCAUUCGUGACCGCUCCCUCCGCACAAUACUCCGACAGGAUAUAUCGUGGUUCCAAGUGCCCUCUCAUUCCCCUGGAGCACUCAUGAGUAUGCUUAACAUGGAUACCGGCCAUCUCUCUGGUCUUUCCGGUGUCAUCCUGGGUACGAUAUUCUCCGUCGCAACCUCCAUGAUCGGUGGUAUCGUACUUGCCCACGUUGUAGCCUGGAAAAUCGCAAUUGUCCUCCUCGCUGCAGUACCCGUUAUGAUAGUAUCCGGUUUCCUGCGUCUUCGUGUCCUUGCAAAAUUCGAACAACGCCAUGAAACCGCUUAUCUUGAUGCCGCCACACUUGCAACCGAAGCAUGUACUGCCAUCCGCACCAUCGCCGCAUUGGGACGUGAGCAAGACGUUUCAAGACUCUACAACGAAGCCGUGGAUAAGCCAUAUCAAGAGAGUCUGCGCUUCAUUGUACAGGGGAAUUUCUGGCUGGCGUUUGCGCUAGCCAUCACCUAUUUCGUUUACGCCUUGGCAUACUAUUGGGGUAGUAGACAGGUGCGAGAGGGAAACUACGGCACUUUGGAAUUUUUCAUUGUGUUGCCUGCUUUACUGUUCAGUGCUCAGGCUUCGGGACAGAUGUUUUCACUCGCCCCGGAGGUGACAAGAGCAAGGACAGCAGCAAUCUCCGUAUUUAAACUCCACGACCAGAUGCCCACUAUUGAUCUCGAAUAUGUUUCCACCGCUGCAAUUGCGUUCACACCCGCGCCUACGCCUACUUCAGUGGAGAAAAGUAAAGCCACCACUGGUAAAGUAGAAUUCCGCAAUGUUAACUUCCGCUACGCUACACGCCCCAAUAUCCCCGUUCUCCAAAGCCUCUCCCUUACGAUCAAGCCCGGGCAAUUCGUUGCAUUCGUAGGAUACUCCGGCGCGGGGAAAUCCAGCGCCGUAGGGCUACUUGAGCGAUUCUACGAUGUCGAUACCGGAGCGGUGCUAGUAGAUGACGUUGACAUCAGGAGUAUUCCUGUAAGCCAACACCGUUCUAGGAUAUCGCUUGUUAGCCAGGAGCCUUGUUUGUUCCCUGGGAGCAUCGCGUUCAAUGUCGGCCUCGGAUUGGGAGAGACAAAAACCGUGGGCAGGGAAGAUGUAGAGAGAGUUUGUAAGAUGUGUGGACUACACGAUUUUAUCAUGAGUUUGCCCGAUGGUUACGAUACUGACUGCGGUACCAACGGCUCGCUCCUCUCCGGCGGGCAGAAGCAGCGCAUUGCAUUAGCAAGAGCGCUGAUGCGGGAUCCCUCGAUUCUGCUGCUGGAUGAGGCGACGUCUGCGUUAGACUCCCACUCGGAGAAGCUGGUGCAAGAAGCUAUCGCGAGUCGGGCGGAUUGCAUCUAUGUGUUUGAGGCUGGAAGAGUGGUAGAGUCAGGGAGACAUGAGGAGUUGGUGGCGAGGGGGGGAAUCUACGCGGGCAUGAGCAAGCAGCAGACAUUAACAUGA
Molecule: messenger RNA, 3813 nt
Organism: Morchella sextelata
Lineage: Eukaryota; Fungi; Ascomycota; Pezizomycetes; Pezizales; Morchellaceae
Exons: 5
Coding region: 1-3813 (1270 amino acids)
Biological process (GO): transmembrane transport
Cellular component (GO): membrane
Molecular function (GO): ATP hydrolysis activity; ABC-type transporter activity; ATP binding
Source: RefSeq, a predicted model, not a curated record